Messenger RNA from Drosophila mojavensis, 863 nucleotides. RefSeq lists its product as uncharacterized. Bases 1 to 702 code for a protein of 233 amino acids. The record is from RefSeq and is a predicted model, not a curated record. Lineage: Eukaryota; Metazoa; Arthropoda; Insecta; Diptera; Drosophilidae. The transcript has 4 exons.
AUGAGUCUAAGCCAAGAGCAGAGAAUUCUCAGCGUGCUGCUGCUGCUGGCUAUUGGUGGACUCGCAGCUGCGCAUACGAGUAGCUUCGAGCCAGGCUUUGGCUCUGAUCUCACGUCUGGGUCCGCAAAUCUGAGUCAAAUAAGUCCGAGCGCAAAACUAAGUCGAGCCAAGCGUGUUGCCAUCUACAAUGGCCAGGGUGUAGUUAAGUUCGUUGUCAGUAUUGCGCAUCCUGUGAAGCAGGUGGAAAAGGAGCAGUCGUUCUGGUUCUUUUACAACUUGCAAAGCCAGUACAUUCCCACCACAGUACCCAUCUUUUGGUGGAGCUUUUGGAACACCACAACCUUUGUCUCCACAGCCCGUCAACUGCGCAAGAACAUGCAGGCCACUCUGCAUCGGGAUGAUACGCGCAGCUGGGUCUACGAUGUCAUUGAGACCGGCAUGGCAGCGCUGGAUGGCAGUGAGCGUGGCGCCAAUUGCUUGCUGCGCAGCAUCUGCGAGAUCUCUCAAUUGCCCUUUGAGAAUAGCAACAUAUUCAGUGAGAUCGCCAACGCAAUACUUAUACCCACGGCAGAUAAUGUUGCUGAAAAGUAUAUUAAUGCCAGAGAUGCGGGUCGCGCCGGUGCCGAUUGCCACAAGACUUACAAGGACUGCAGUCGAAAAACCUGGAAUUGGUUAACGAACUUUAAUAAACUAAAUUUCUGAGACAAAUAUUGAAAUAAACUAUAACAAUUGAAAACAGAUCUAAUGACGACCUCAAACUUAGCUAGUUUUAAUAUCAAUAAAUUUAUAUAAAAUCGACGGAGUGACACUGUGAUAAUCACAUCUGUGUUAUCACAGAGCUGUUUCUAUCAGUCCUAGUCUGA